Molecule: messenger RNA, 342 nt
Organism: Dovyalis caffra
Lineage: Eukaryota; Viridiplantae; Streptophyta; Magnoliopsida; Malpighiales; Salicaceae
Source: the annotation of a GenBank genome assembly
AUGAGUUCAUUAGGAGUUAAAGUUGAAGACUUUGAGAGAGGGAGGAAGAAGUGGCAAGGAAAGAUCCAAGAUUUGGAGAGAGAGAUUGGUGGUGGGGAGAGGAAUGGAAUAGAGGGAAUUGUAGUUGGGAUAGGGAUAGUGGGGAUUGAGGGCAUGCUUGGAAGUGGAGGCAAGGUGACUUUGGGGAGACCAGGCAUUGUUGGCAGGCUAGGAAGUGGAGGCUGUGUGGUUGGCAAAGUUGGCAAUGUAGGCUGUGGCAGUGUUGGUAUAGAAGGCAUUGGUGGCAAUGUUGGUUUAGGCAAAUUCGGCACAGAAGGUAAAGGGGGAAACUGCAGAAGAUGA